Messenger RNA from Saccharomyces paradoxus, 978 nucleotides. It is a transcript of the gene LIA1, whose product is annotated as deoxyhypusine monooxygenase. The coding region runs from base 1 to 978 and encodes 325 amino acids. NCBI's taxonomy places the organism in Eukaryota, Fungi, Ascomycota, Saccharomycetes, Saccharomycetales, Saccharomycetaceae. Gene Ontology annotation, biological process: peptidyl-hypusine biosynthetic process. The record is from RefSeq and is a predicted model, not a curated record. The transcript has a single exon. Gene Ontology annotation, molecular function: deoxyhypusine monooxygenase activity.
AUGUCCACUAACUUUGAAAAGCAUUUCCAAGAAAACGUCGAUGAAUGUACUUUAGAACAACUAAGAGACAUCUUAGUUAACAAGUCCGGCAAAACCGUUUUGGCCAACAGAUUCAGAGCUCUGUUCAACUUAAAGACUGUCGCUGAAGAAUUUGCCACCAAGCCAGAAGAAGCCAAAAAGGCCAUCGAAUACAUUGCCGAGUCCUUCGUCAACGAUAAGUCUGAGCUGCUGAAGCAUGAAGUCGCCUACGUGUUGGGUCAAACCAAGAACUUGGACGCUGCUCCAACUCUAAGACACGUUAUGUUAGAUCAAAAUCAAGAACCAAUGGUGAGACACGAAGCCGCUGAGGCUUUGGGUGCCCUAGGUGACAAGAAUUCCUUGGACGACCUAAAUAAAGCUGCCAAGGAAGAUCCAAAUAUUGCUGUUAGAGAAACCUGUGAACUGGCCAUCAACAGAAUCAACUGGACCCAUGGUGGCGCCAAGGAUAAGGAGAACCUGCAACAAUCUCUAUACUCAAGUAUUGACCCAGCUCCACCUCUACCAUUGGAAAAGGAUGCUAGCAUCCCAGAACUACAGGCCUUAUUGAACGAUCCUAAGCAACCUUUGUUCCAAAGAUACAGAGCCAUGUUCAGACUGAGGGAUAUCGGUACUGAUGAAGCCGUCUUGGCCUUGGCCACUGGUUUCAGUGCGGAAUCUUCUCUUUUCAAGCAUGAAAUCGCUUACGUUUUUGGUCAAAUAGGUAGUCCGGCUGCCGUCCCAAGUUUGAUUGAAGUUUUGGGUAGAAAGGAAGAAGCCCCAAUGGUUAGACACGAAGCUGCUGAAGCCUUGGGUGCCAUUGCCUCUCCAGAAGUUGUCGAUGUCUUGAAGUCUUACCUUAACGAUGAAGUCGAUGUCGUCAGAGAAUCUUGUAUCGUUGCGCUAGAUAUGUACGAUUACGAAAACAGCAACGAACUAGAAUAUGCUCCAACCGCUAAUUAA